Messenger RNA from Cuscuta campestris, 1640 nucleotides. The record is from the annotation of a GenBank genome assembly. Lineage: Eukaryota; Viridiplantae; Streptophyta; Magnoliopsida; Solanales; Convolvulaceae.
CAAGUUUAAUCUAGGACUCCAGAGCAAGUUCGUGUGGAUACGUUGGAGGCUUCAUACGUUUGGCGCUACGUUCAUCUCCUCAAAACCAUCCCCGACCGUUUCUUCGUUCUUCGUUUUUCACCGUUAAGGUAACAUGAUUGAUGAAUAAGGAACUAUCCUGGAUGGCACCGAGGGCAUAAAGCGUCUUAAAAAAACCUAAUUUGACCACUGCAUCUUCUUCCAGUGAUACUUUAGAUGGCAGGAAGGAAUCGCGUUCAUCGGGAAGGAUUCGACCGUCAUCGCAAUCACCUUGCAGAAGGGCGUCUUGUUCGUAGUCCUAUGCGCCGAUCCUUGCAUCCCCAUCCUGCCUUGUUAGAGGAAGAACUUGAAAUUCGACAUGUUGAAAUUCGCCGACUUUUAGGAGAAAACCUGAGACUGGGUGAAGAUCGCGUUACUCUACAACAGGAGCUGGGCGCUGCUAAGGAAGAUCUGCACCGCAUGAAUCGUGCUAUUGCAGAUAUUCAUGCUGAACAUGAUCUCCGUUCAAGGGAAAUCAUAGAUAGGGGUCUAAAGUUGGAAGCUGAUCUUAGAGCCCUCGAACCCCUGAAAUACAAUGCCAAACAGCUUCGGACCGAAGUUCACAGGCUGAAUAGCAUAAAGAAGGAUCUCUGUGAGCAGGUGGAGACACUGACUAAAGAAAUUUCGAAACUGCAAGCUGAAAACCAACAGAUUCCACUUUUGAGGGUGGAAAUUGAUGGAUUACGUCAGGAGCUUUUUCAUGCUAGGUCUGCUCUUGAUUAUGAAAAGAAGGCAAAAGUUGAUUUGGUUGACGAGAGAAAGGGAAUGGAGAAAAACAUGGCAUCAAUGGCAAUGGAAGUGGAAAAGCUACGUUCUGAACUUGCAAGUUCUGAGGGCAGACCUUGGGCUGCAGGUGGAUUGUAUGCAAUGAAGAAUUUCAGCACUCCUGAAAGCAAUUUCCAUGCACCUUAUGGUGAGGGACAUGGAGGCCAUCUGGGCGCUUCCAACAAGGGUCAUAUGUAUGGUGCUGACUCUGCUUCAUGGGGAGGAACAGAAAAACCUAGAACAUCUCGUCGUUGAAAUGUUCACAUCCUUUAAUUUGCUGUCAUGUAUACAGGAGCAAGAACUGUCUCAUGUCUUCAAUUUGUGGAUUACAAUGCACGUAGUUAUCCAAUGGGCUGCUACCAACAAAUGCCAUAGGCAGAUCUAGGACAGUUAUCUGGUUUUCCUACGGUGCCAUUUGGUUUUUAGGUAUUUGAAGACUCUUGAGGUGAUUUGGAUCUUAUUUAUAAGGCUUUUUGAGGUGGCUCUAUUGGAGUCCCGGGGUGCCAUGUGAAUAUUGUCUUUCGGAAGGAACUUAUUGACAAAUUGUGCAGACUAUCGGGUUAAUGAUUGGAUGUGAACUAUUUGUGCAUGCAUUUUCCACUCCUUCGGUUCCAAUAUCAAAAAAACUGUCUGGCUCUAUCAAGCUUAGCGAACGGAAGUUGAACAAAGCUGGUCGUACCAUUACUUCAAAAUGUUGCCUAAUGAGGGAGUUGUUCCUAUUGAUUCCCAGGAAUUUAACUAGUUAUGAAGAGUUUGAAAAAGAGUUGCACAGUUUCAAAAGAGGAUUCUCCCGUUCGCAGUAAAAAAGUCCUUGUUUU